This is a messenger RNA of Condylura cristata (star-nosed mole), 8921 nucleotides long. RefSeq names its product chromodomain helicase DNA binding protein 2 (gene CHD2). The record is from RefSeq and is a predicted model, not a curated record. NCBI's taxonomy places the organism in Eukaryota, Metazoa, Chordata, Mammalia, Eulipotyphla, Talpidae. Gene Ontology annotation, biological process: nucleosome organization; regulation of transcription by RNA polymerase II. The coding region runs from base 656 to 6142 and encodes 1828 amino acids. Gene Ontology annotation, molecular function: ATP hydrolysis activity; chromatin binding; DNA binding. The transcript is spliced from 39 exons. Gene Ontology annotation, cellular component: chromatin; nucleus.
UUGAGAUGAAGGGGUGGGUCUAUGGUACAUCACCUGAGUUGUGGGGUAAAUGUAGAGAGUGUCAAUCAAAGGCAGAGCUCUCAGAGCUGGGAAGGAGGCUCUAGAUGGCGGCUGUGCCUUAGAGAGAGCGCGCUCUGCUCUCUGCCUUUGCCUCACUUUACGCAACUUUCCCUAACUUUCAGGCAGCCUCAGGGGGCCCCCGCAGCCCCCUGCCUCUCCUAGUGGCUGGCUGGGGUCGAUUGGAACCCUUUUUAGGGAGAAAAGCAGCUUUUAGGAGCUUUCUUUUCGUGCCUUGUUGGAAAGAAGCAGCCGUACUGAGAGCCCAGGUCGUUGUUUUUCCAGCUUAGAAGCCAUGGCGCACCUCCAUUUUUGUGCGCUCUGCUAAUGAGGUUUUUUUUUCUUCCGGACCCGUUUUAGUAUUAAUUGUUGCUUUAUUUUUUUUGACCAGUUAACCUAUUUGAGGCUUAUUUUAUUUAUUUUUCGUUUUUUAACGGAGAGUCUUGUUUUUAUUUUUAAUUAUUUGGGAUCUGAUAUUUUCCUACUACUAGAUAGGACUCUUGCUUUGGACCUACUACAUGGAUCAGUAAAUACCUGGGCACAGGACUUCAAAGCAAACACAGAUCCCCCUUCCCCCUUAAUAUUUAAGAAUUAAAAGAUGAUGAGAAAUAAGGACAAAAGCCAAGAGGAGGACAGUUCGCUACACAGCAAUGCUUCGAGUCAUUCAGCAUCUGAAGAAGCUUCAGGUUCAGACUCUGGCAGCCAGUCGGAAAGUGAGCAGGGCAGCGAUCCAGGAAGUGGACAUGGCAGCGAGUCGAAUAGCAGUUCUGAAUCUUCAGAGAGUCAGACUGAAUCUGAAAGUGAAUCCGCAGGUUCCAAAUCCCAGCCAGUUCUUCCAGAAGCCAAAGAGAAGCCAGCCUCUAAGAAGGAACGGAUAGCUGAUGUGAAGAAGAUGUGGGAAGAAUAUCCUGAUGUUUAUGGGGUUAGGCGGUCAAACCGAAGCAGACAAGAACCAUCACGAUUUAAUAUUAAGGAGGAGGCAAGUAGCGGGUCUGAGAGUGGGAGCCCAAAAAGAAGAGGCCAGAGGCAGCUGAAAAAACAAGAAAAAUGGAAACGGGAACCCUCAGAGGAUGAACAAGAACAAGGUAGCAGCGCAGAGAGUGAGCCAGAGCAAAAAAGAGUGAAAGCCAGAAGACCUGUUCCUAGAAGAACAGUGCCCAAAUCUCGUGUUAAAAAGCAACCUAAGACUCAGCGUGGAAAGAGGAAAAAGCAAGAUUCUUCUGAUGAUGAUGAUGAAGAUGAUGAGGCUCCCAAAAGGCAGACUCGUCGUAGGGCAGCUAAAAACGUCAGUUACAAAGAGGAUGAUGACUUUGAGACUGACUCAGAUGACCUCAUAGAAAUGACUGGUGAGGGGGUUGAUGAACAGCAAGAUAACAGUGAGACUAUUGAAAAGGUCUUAGACUCAAGGCUGGGAAAGAAAGGAGCCACUGGAGCUUCUACUACUGUGUAUGCAAUUGAAGCUAAUGGUGACCCUAGUGGUGACUUUGACACUGAAAAGGAUGAAGGUGAAGUCCAGUACCUCAUCAAGUGGAAGGGCUGGUCUUACAUCCAUAGCACAUGGGAAAGUGAAGAAUCCUUACAGCAGCAGAAAGUGAAGGGCCUGAAAAAACUUGAGAAUUUUAAGAAGAAAGAGGAUGAAAUCAAGCAAUGGUUAGGGAAAGUUUCUCCUGAAGAUGUAGAGUAUUUUAGCUGUCAACAAGAGCUGGCCUCAGAGUUGAACAAACAGUAUCAGAUAGUAGAGAGAGUGAUAGCUGUGAAGACAAGUAAAUCUGCACUGGGUCAGACAGAUUUUCCGGCUCACAGUCGGAAGCCGGCACCUUCAAAUGAACCCGAGUAUCUAUGCAAAUGGAUGGGGCUGCCAUAUUCAGAGUGCAGCUGGGAAGAUGAAGCCCUGAUUGGGAAGAAAUUCCAGAGCUGCAUUGACAGUUUCCAUAGUCGGAACAACUCUAAAACCAUUCCCACAAGAGAAUGCAAGGCCCUGAAGCAGAGACCACGAUUCGUGGCUUUAAAGAAACAACCAACUUAUUUAGGAGGGGAGAAUCUGGAACUCCGUGAUUAUCAGUUAGAAGGUCUCAACUGGCUUGCGCAUUCCUGGUGCAAAAGUAACAGUGUAAUCCUUGCUGAUGAAAUGGGCCUAGGAAAGACCAUCCAAACCAUAUCAUUCCUCUCCUACCUGUUCCACCAACACCAGCUGUAUGGCCCCUUUCUUAUAGUCGUCCCUUUAUCCACCCUCACCUCAUGGCAGAGGGAGUUUGAAAUCUGGGCACCAGAGAUUAACGUAGUGGUUUACAUAGGUGACCUGAUGAGCAGAAAUACGAUCCGGGAAUAUGAAUGGAUUCAUUCUCAGACCAAAAGGCUGAAGUUCAAUGCACUUAUAACAACAUAUGAGAUCCUUCUAAAAGAUAAGACUGUGCUGGGCAGUAUUAACUGGGCCUUUCUGGGAGUGGACGAAGCCCAUCGGUUGAAGAAUGAUGACUCUUUAUUGUAUAAAACUCUGAUUGAUUUCAAGUCCAACCAUAGGCUCCUGAUUACAGGGACCCCUCUUCAGAAUUCCCUCAAAGAGCUCUGGUCCUUGCUGCACUUUAUUAUGCCGGAGAAGUUUGAGUUCUGGGAAGACUUCGAAGAAGAUCAUGGGAAAGGGAGAGAGAAUGGCUACCAGAGUCUUCAUAAAGUGCUAGAGCCUUUCCUUCUACGGAGAGUCAAAAAGGAUGUGGAGAAAUCCCUUCCUGCUAAGGUGGAACAGAUCCUCAGGGUGGAGAUGUCUGCUCUUCAGAAACAGUAUUAUAAAUGGAUUCUGACUAGGAAUUAUAAGGCUCUUGCGAAAGGAACGAGAGGCAGCACAUCUGGUUUCUUGAAUAUUGUGAUGGAACUGAAGAAAUGCUGCAACCACUGCUACCUGAUCAAACCCCCUGAGGAAAAUGAGAGGGAGAAUGGACAAGAGAGUCUUCUGUCCCUGAUCAAGAGCAGUGGGAAGCUGAUUCUGUUAGAUAAACUGUUGACAAGACUUCGAGAAAGAGGGAACAGAGUCCUUAUUUUCUCCCAGAUGGUGAGAAUGUUGGAUAUCCUUGCUGAGUACCUGACUAUUAAGCACUAUCCUUUCCAGCGUCUGGAUGGUUCCAUCAAGGGAGAAAUACGGAAGCAGGCGCUGGACCACUUCAACGCAGAUGGGUCUGAGGACUUCUGCUUCCUGCUCUCCACAAGGGCUGGUGGCCUGGGAAUCAAUUUGGCUUCAGCAGACACUGUUGUCAUCUUUGACUCCGACUGGAACCCCCAGAACGACUUGCAGGCACAAGCCCGAGCCCAUAGAAUUGGCCAGAAGAAGCAGGUAAAUAUUUAUCGCUUGGUCACAAAGGGGACUGUGGAGGAGGAAAUCAUAGAACGGGCCAAAAAGAAGAUGGUAUUGGACCAUCUGGUAAUUCAGCGCAUGGAUACCACUGGCCGAACUGUCCUGGAAAACAACUCUGGAAGGUCCAACUCAAAUCCUUUUAAUAAAGAAGAGCUGACAGCUAUUUUGAAAUUUGGAGCAGAGGAUCUCUUCAAAGAACUUGAAGGCGAAGAGUCAGAGCCUCAGGAAAUGGAUAUAGAUGAAAUUUUGCGCUUGGCUGAAACCAGAGAGAAUGAAGUGUCAACUAGUGCAACAGAUGAGCUUCUGUCACAAUUCAAGGUUGCUAACUUUGCUACAAUGGAAGAUGAAGAAGAGCUGGAAGAGCGUCCUCACAAGGACUGGGAUGAGAUCAUUCCAGAGGAACAAAGGAAAAAAGUGGAGGAGGAGGAGCGUCAGAAGGAGCUGGAGGAAAUUUAUAUGCUGCCUCGAAUUCGGAGUUCCACUAAAAAGGCUCAGACAAAUGACAGUGACUCUGACACUGAGUCUAAGAGGCAGGCUCAGAGGUCCUCUGCUUCUGAGAGUGAGACCGAUGAUUCUGAUGAUGACAAGAAGCCAAAGCGCAGAGGACGCCCCCGAAGCGUGCGGAAGGACCUUGUGGAGGGAUUUACUGAUGCCGAGAUCCGCAGGUUCAUCAAGGCGUAUAAGAAGUUUGGUCUUCCUCUUGAACGGCUGGAGUGCAUAGCACGCGAUGCUGAGCUGGUCGAUAAGUCUGUGGCAGAUCUGAAACGCCUGGGUGAACUGAUUCACAACAGUUGUGUGUCAGCAAUGCAGGAAUAUGAAGAACAGCUGAAGGAAAAUGCCAGUGAGGGGAAAGGACCAGGGAAAAAGAGAGGCCCAACAAUCAAGAUAUCUGGGGUUCAGGUUAAUGUGAAAUCCAUUAUCCAACAUGAAGAAGAGUUUGAGAUGCUGCAUAAAUCUAUCCCUGUGGAUCCUGAAGAAAAAAAAAAAUAUUGCUUAACCUGUCGGGUCAAAGCUGCCCAUUUUGAUGUAGAGUGGGGAGUAGAAGAUGAUUCGCGUCUGUUGCUGGGCAUUUAUGAACAUGGCUAUGGAAACUGGGAGUUAAUUAAAACGGAUCCAGAGCUUAAGUUAACUGACAAAAUCCUGCCGGUGGAGACAGAUAAAAAACCUCAGGGGAAGCAACUGCAGACCCGUGCCGACUACCUACUGAAGCUGCUCAGGAAGAGCCUGGAGAAGAAAGGGGCCAUGCCUGCUGGGGAAGAGGCCAAAUUAAAGAAGCGGAAACCUCGAGUGAAAAAGGAGAACAAAGCACCUCGGCUGAAAGAUGAACAUGGAGUUGAGUUUUCAUCUCCUAGACACUCAGACAAUCCUUCUGAAGAGGGGGAAGUGAAGGAUGAUGGCUUAGAAAAAAGUCCAAUGAAAAAGAAACAGAAGAAGAAAGAGAAUAAGGAGAACAAGGAGAAACAAAUGAGUUCUAGGAAAGAUAAAGAAGGGGAGAAGGAAAGGAAGAAGUCAAAAGAUAAGAAAGAAAAGCCUAAAGGUGGUGAUGCCAAAUCUUCAAGUAAAUCCAAGCGAUCUCAGGGUCCUGUCCAUAUUACAGCAGGCAGUGAACCUGUCCCCAUCGGAGAGGACGAGGAUGAUGAUCUGGACCAGGAGACAUUCAGCAUAUGCAAGGAGAGGAUGAGACCUGUGAAGAAGGCACUAAAACAGCUGGACAAACCUGACAAGGGACUCAAUGUGCAGGAACAGCUGGAGCACACUCGGAACUGCCUGCUGAAGAUUGGAGACCGGAUCGCUGAGUGCCUUAAAGUCUACUCGGACCAGGAGCACAUCAAGCUGUGGAGGAGGAACCUAUGGAUUUUUGUUUCCAAGUUUACAGAAUUCGAUGCUCGAAAGUUGCAUAAGUUAUACAAGAUGGCUCAUAAGAAAAGAUCUCAGGAAGAGGAGGAGCAAAAGAAGAAAGAUGAUGUGAUUGGUGGUAAGAAGCCAUUUAGACCAGAGGCCUCAGGCUCAAGCCGGGACUCCCUGAUGUCUCAGUCCCAUACUCCCCACAAUCUGCACCCACAGAAGCCUCAUUUGCCUGCCUCCCAUGGCCCACAGAUGCAUGGACACCCCAGAGAUAACUACAAUCAUCCCAAUAAGAGACACUUCAGCAACGCAGAUCGAGGAGACUGGCAGAGGGAAAGAAAGUUCAACUAUGGCGGAGGCAGCAACAACCCUCCGUGGGCUAGUGACAGGCACCACCAGUAUGAGCAGCACUGGUACAAGGAGCACCACUAUGGGGACCGGCGGCACAUGGACACCCACCGCUCUGGGAGCUACCGGCCCAACAACCUGUCCAGAAAGAGACCUUAUGACCAGUACAGCAGUGACCGAGACCACCGGGGCCACCGAGAUUAUUACGACAGGCACCACCACGACUCCAAGCGGAGGCGAUCCGAUGACUUCCGGCCUCAGAAUUACCACCAGCAGGAUUUCCGACGAAUGUCUGACCACCGUCCCCCAAUGGGCUACCAUGGCCAGGGACCCUCAGACCAUUACCGCUCUUUCCACACAGACAAAAUGGGGGAGUAUAAACAGCCUCUGCCCCCCUUACACCCUGCUGUCUCAGAUCCUCGUUCACCUCCAUCUCAGAAAUCGCCUCACGAUUCCAAGUCACCCCUGGAUCAUCGGUCUCCUUUGGAGAGAUCCCUAGAACAGAAAAACAACCCAGAUUAUAACUGGAAUGUUCGAAAAACAUAAAAGACAGCUCAUAAAGAAGGGGAGAGCAAGAGUCACUAAGCACCUGGAUAUUUUUGGUCUGAUCCAACAGUAGCCAGUCAUCUGGACCAGUGAGUGGAGUUUCUGGACAUGCAACGGCGGCUCGCUGGCUGAGGGGCACUUUGCAGAGCAGGGCCUAUGGUCUGGGCCAUCUGGGCAGGGUCACCACUCCUACACUGGCAACCCUGUCCUGUGCGGCUUGGUUCUGGCCUCCGUCUCGAAUGGGUGCUAGAAGGAAGAGGUGGCUUUUGUGUACCCACUUCCCGGGUUGCGUCCCCACUGAAGGAGGAAGGAUCUUAGUGUUGUGAACGUUCUCUGGCUGGAUUGGUAGACCUGGGACACGGCGUGGGGUGGGCAGGCAUGGGCCUGCGUGCAUGCACGUGCUCAGGCUGCAGGGCAGCUGGACAGCGCCUCACUGCCACGACAGACGGGCUGAGGGGGAGCGGGGCAUGGGCUGAGUGGUGGGGUCUCGCUGUAGGACUUAAAGGGGGACAGCAGCCCCUCAGAUAUGUUCUUGGGAAAAGUGACACUCGGGCCACAUUAUGAGGCCCCUAUAGUGCCAGAGGGGUGGGGCUGGGGUGAGGAGAGGGAAACCACCCCCACAACAGCCUCUUCUUGCCAGCACCCGUCCUCCCCACCUAUCUGUACAUUUCAAAGGGUCAGUCUCCUGAGGGGCCUUUUGCGCUUGGGGAGUGGGGCCAGCGCACCUAAUGUGAGUGCUGUAAGCUAGGCAGAGGGCUCCAUGGUUGGGAAGGGUGAGUGGGGUGGGCGGGCAGGUGGGAGUGUGGCCGGGGAGCUGGAGUCCCUGCUGUGGGCCUUGUGCUGUGAAGUGAAACCAGGAGGCCUGCAGAGGAAGAGGGGCAGGCACACCCGGGGGAGGGGGGUGGUUUUCCAGAGAGGGGUGCCAGGGGCAUGUGGUCAGUGUCGCUUCCCACUGCAUUCUAGUUCCUGUUGCACAGCUUGAAGUAUUCACAGAGAACUCCCUCUGCUCACUCACAGGUGGGUGGGUGAGCUAAGUCGCCAUGGCCAACAGGUGUCCACUGCUAGUUGAAAAGCGUUAGACUCAGUUUCUCUUAGGGAAAGCAUAAAUCUAAGUUAAAUUUUUUUUCCAAAACAGGCCAUCCAGGACAGGUGACCAAGCUGCGAAGAGUUGGGGUCACACUGGAUAGGGCUGGGGGGGGCUGAAGUCACUUGUGCCCAUCCAAGAUUCUUCCCACUGGUCUGAUUUUGGGGACCUUCCAUUUCAUUCCUUUCAAAUAUCUCUUGUCAGUAUUUUUAGCAAAUCCAAAGACCUUUCUAGACGCAGCCCAACUCACUGACUUGAGCUUACAGCGUGCCUGCAGUGUGCUGAUGUGUCCAGGCCCAGAGGGUGCACACGCUGAGGGGGCAGCCGGUUCAGCUCCAGACCUGGUGGAGGGUGGGGAGUGGGUGAGCUCUCCGUCAUGCACAGGCUGGACCCUGGGUGGCACUAUGGGCGCCUUUACUGACUGUGUCCUCAGUGGCCUGCCCACCCCAGGGGAGCACACUUGGUCCCUGUGCGUGGUGUUUGGAGGCUGCGCCCACCCCGACCCUGUUGUUUUCCUCAUGGCACUUGGGGCUGUUCCUCGGGUAGCAGAGCCCAUGGGGCCCCCCAGCCAGUGGUCAGGCUGGAGGAGGUGGAAAGUCCUGGCUGGGUUUUACACCUCAAGGGUAGCUUCAUGCUAAAAAUACAGACCCUGAAAAUACAGUCUUGCCCCAGCCAAGAAGAGGUAGGAUUGAGGGAGCCAGGGCGUGUCCGCGGCGAGGGUAGGCAGCAGCGGGAUUCAUCGCUGCCCUCCUGGUGCAGAUUCAGGGUUUUUUCUCUGAAGUUGUUGAUAGGAGAUGUGAGUGAUUCCCAGAGAGAUCUCAUCAUGAGGAAAAAGCAACUUCCUUUUGUUCACAUUCAGGACUUUGAGUGCCAUACGAUGUAGCAAAAGGCAUUAUCAGCCAGAUCAGUGUUAAAUUGAUUAUAACUACAGUAUCCCCAUAAAAGCAUCCCUUUGUGAUGCUGAAGUGUUUGAGACGGGCGGGGAAAGGAGGCACGUCCACACUGAUCCGGAAUCAGUCUGAAAGCUGUGCUUAAGCAGCACCAGGAGUUGGCCCCGGUAGACACGCGCGCGGGGGGAGGGGCGGCAGCCCGCGCACCUGGGGGUGAGUCCCAGAACUGGCUUUGGAAAGCGGGGUGACGUAUUGGGUGGAAACCGCAGGGGCGGAGGACGAAGGACAGUAGCAUCACCUAAAACCCAAGCGACAAGGGUUACCCUGGUCGCCGUGGCCCCGGCACAGGGCCGGGAAGCCCCAGGCUCCGGAGGAACCCGCCCUUGGCCCACUCUCCUUCCAGCCAUUCAUUCCUCGAGCCCUUCGGCGGACCAGGUCAGCGCGCCCACCCCCAGCCUGACGUGACGGUUGCAUCAGGACGCGGUGCAGGUUACAAGUUCACACAACACACUGAAACCCUACAGACCAAUAUCCACUGUCAGCGGGAGCGGUGGCCCGGGCCCGGCCCUAGCAGUCUUCUCGGUGCUGAGGGCGAGCGAGUCGGGCUGGAGAGCUAGGCCAAGGGUCCAGGCUGCUUUAGUCCAUCUGCACCCACUCGUCUGGGACAGGUGGUUUUUCCUUAUUGUAAAAUUGUGGACUUUUAAAAACCUGUUGAGUCAACAGUAAUUAAUUUAUAUUUGUGAAAAAUGCCACUGUCCUAGUGAUUUCUGAUGUAAAUAAUGUUGUUUAUAUAGUAUGUAUUAAA